Molecule: messenger RNA, 2432 nt
Organism: Misgurnus anguillicaudatus (oriental weatherfish)
Lineage: Eukaryota; Metazoa; Chordata; Actinopteri; Cypriniformes; Cobitidae
Biological process (GO): immune response-regulating signaling pathway
Cellular component (GO): plasma membrane
Source: RefSeq, a predicted model, not a curated record
AAUAGGAAGUGUUUAAUAACUAUAUGCACCUUUUUCAUAAUGCCUAAGAGAACGUUUGAAACCAGUGUGCUUGACUAACCCAAGCUGAUUGACAUUAAAUAGUUUGUUAGACUGGAGGUUAAACCAUUCAAGUUCGGACAUUCAGUAUCUCUACAUAUUCAAACAAAACUUCCCCAGAAACUGAGAUGGUUGCUGUGUUUCUGCUCUUGUGCAUCUCACUGAAGCUGUUCCUUCAGACUCAAGGUCAAAACAUCCAAAAAGCAAAGAUUUAUAGUAAAACCAGAGAGAUUCCAGAAGGUGAUGACCUUGAGGUUACUUGCAGCACGUUUGGUUAUACGACAAAGAGUGUUUAUUUAUAUCUGUGUCAAAACGGGAAAGCUAUAGAAAUGAAAAAACAACGCAAUCAAGAAGACACAGUCUUUAGACUACACCAUAUAGAAAAGAACAAGACAGGAAAUUAUAGCUGUGUGUUCUCAGAAGAUCGUUUGAAAACAACCGAAGUGAUGGGAUAUGGCGAAAACCACAUCUUCAUAAAUGUGACCGAACCCAAGACUUUAAUUCCUGCUGAGAUACGUUUGCUUAAGUCUGAAGUACAAGAGGGAAGUGACGCUGAGUUCACCUGUAAACCAUCAAAGUUUUUAAACAGAACCUCGACCAGACAGUUGAUUUUGGCAAUUUUAAUCAAAAAGGGAACAAAUAUCUCUAUAGUCAAUAUUUUGGACCCAAAGAAGACAAUGGCAACAUUCACACUCAGGAAGGUCAGGAAGGAUGACGCUGGAACAUACAGUUGUGUUGUGAUGUUGAACACACUCUUUUAUCCUGAAAAGUGGGUCUAUGGAAAUAAUGAAGUCAACCUUAACAUAACAGCUGCACCUGUGGUGUACAGCAGCACUGGAGAGGUCAAAAUAUUCAUAGUGUCUUUAAUCUUAUUGUUGUUCAUCAUUCUGUUACUGGGAAUUUUGGCAAUGAUCCAAAAGCAAGGACGUCUUAGAUGCCUCAAUAAAAGAUGUUUGGAGAACGAGGAGGAGCCUAGAGAAGUAGUCCGAGUACUCCAUGAAGACACAGUUGAAGCUGAAGCUGCUGGUGAAAUACAAAGCACCUGGUAUGCCGUCAGUUCUCUGAGUGGGAUGACUUCUCUGAUACUGAAGAUGACGACCUGCAUAUUUAUCAGGAACAUCUGGAUGUUGAAGUACACUAUGCUGUGUCUACUAAAAGGCAACAAAGCAUUGUAAAAUCUGUCUGUGAUGUGUGAAUUUCUGAGGUAGCCUUGAAUGGAUUCUGCCAUAAAACUGUUUUUGAAUGGUCUGGUCUGAGUAUUUGAUGAACGUAUAAUAUGUGCCGAGAGCAUUCGGUUAUUAAUCUCAUUUUUGACAGAGGUGAAGUUUAACGGCUUUUGCAUCUGAGCUCCUCAUACAUUUAAACCUGAUCUGAUGUCCUUCUUUUAGACGUGGCUCACAAUGUGAAGAUUUGCCUUAAGUGUUUGGAAAGUACGUACUAUUUAAAAGAAUAGGUUUCAUUUUUGCCACUAACCGCUUACACACUGCAGCCGAUGCAUAGUUAACCACCUUUACAGCAAAUAAUGUGUCAGGUAGGAAGUGAAACGAGAAUAGAAAUGGAGCAGAAUGCAGAGUGUACGUCCAGUAAGUUUAUCUGCUUAUGAAAUGGCUGUAACCACAAAACACUGAAGUCAAAAUAACAUACCUCUGCUUUGUGCUUUUCACUAAAGGUUAUGAACACAAGAACAAAGAUGCACAAAUUUGCGAUUAAAACUAGUUAAAAUACAUAAACCCAACACCAAUACAGUGUUUAAUUAAGCAAUAUCGCUUGAGUAGGAGUGUGAUAUAGCUCUAUAUCAUCAUUAGGCCAAAGUCAAUCACAGCCGUGAUGAUACAGAGCUAUAUCACACAUCUUUGAGAGCAAUACUAUAUUUAUACAGUUCGACAGCACAAGUUUGAAAAAAAAGAAAACAAUGGAGUGAUUUUUAAAACCUCUUUGUUUGGGGAACUACUUUCUUCCACCAUGAAUUUAAAGCUCAGAAUGAAAGUUUCAGCUGUUUGUUUUAAUAACUCAAUAGACUGAAUAGCUGUUUCUCAAUAUUACCGUUUCUUGGUCAAAAAGUGUAGUUUUAAGAUUAGUUCAGGUGAGAAUAUUUAUGUAUAAUAUUCAAAUCUGCAGUUGAUUAGUAAAGAGAGCGCCUAUUUGAAUAUUUGCUUAGAAAGAUUCGGACGUGAGAUUCAGACGUGGCCAUGGGGGUCGGAUUGGGGUAUAACCAGUACUGAUUACCAGGGCCUGAAGGAGAGAGGGCCCUUAGAAAGUCUCACGGGCACACCCCUUGCUAAUGCGCCAAAUGGUUUAGUCUAUCUGUAUGCGCUUUUUUAUGUUAGUCAGUGCUUUAAGUGGCCCAAAAGAGGUGCCGUUACUCUAAAAAAAUA